This is a messenger RNA of Octodon degus (degu), 2163 nucleotides long. It is a transcript of the gene Cog8, whose product is annotated as component of oligomeric golgi complex 8. Gene Ontology annotation, cellular component: COG complex. Lineage: Eukaryota; Metazoa; Chordata; Mammalia; Rodentia; Octodontidae. The transcript is spliced from 6 exons. The coding region runs from base 20 to 2011 and encodes 663 amino acids. The record is from RefSeq and is a predicted model, not a curated record. Gene Ontology annotation, biological process: intra-Golgi vesicle-mediated transport.
GUGACGCUGUUGCCGGAAGAUGGCGGCGGCUGCUCUCCAGUCCUCAACUCCGGCGUCGGCCGUGGCGACAGCCACGACAGCGGCUCUUGGGGAGGUAGAAGAUGAAGGGCUCUUGGUGUCCCUAUUCCGGGAUCGCUUUUCCGAGGCCCAGUGGCGGGAGCGACCCGAUGUGGGCCGCUAUCUCCGAGAACUGAGCGGCUCGGGGUUGGAGCGGCUCCGGCGCGAGCCCGAGCGCCUGGCUGAGGAGCGGGCGCAGCUGCUGCAGCAGACGCGCGACCUGGCCUUCGCCAACUACAAGACCUUCAUCCGCGGCGCGGAGUGCACCGAGCGCAUCCACCGCCUCUUCGGCGACGUGGAGGCGUCGCUCGGCCGCCUGCUGGACCGCCUGCCCAGCUUCCAGCAGAGCUGCAGGAACUUUGUGAAGGAAGCGGAGGAGAUCAGUUCCAAUCGCCACAUGAACACCUUGACUCUAAACCGGCACACAGAAAUCCUGGAAAUUCUGGAGAUUCCUCAGCUCAUGGACACCUGUGUCCGGAACAGCUAUUACGAAGAGGCCCUGGAGCUUGCAGCCUAUGUUCACCGACUGGAAAGGAAAUACUCUUCCAUCCCUGUCAUCCAGGGCAUUGUGAACGAGGUGCGCCAGUCCAUGCAGCUGAUGCUGAGCCAGCUGAUCCAGCAGCUGAGGAGCAGCAUCCAGCUCCCCGCCUGCCUCCGUGUCAUUGGCUACCUGCGGCGCAUGGACAUCUUCACGGAGGCUGAGCUGAGGGUGAAGUUUCUUCAGGCCCGCGACGCCUGGCUCCGCUCCAUCCUGACUGCCAUCCCCAGUGACGAUCCCUACUUCCACAUCACAAAAACCAUCGAGGCCUGCCGUGUCCACUUGUUCGAUAUCAUCACACAGUACCGCGCCAUCUUUUCUGACGAGGACCCUUUGCUGCCCCCGGCCGUUGGUGGGCCCCCCGUGAAUGAGGGCGCCAUCUUCCACGGCUGGGUGCUGCAGAAGGUCUCCCAGUUCCUGCAGGCGCUGGAGGCCGACCUCUUCCGGGGAGUGGGCGGCCGCCUGGACUCUCUGCUGGGCCAGUGUAUGUACUUUGGGCUGUCCUUCAGCCGUGUGGGGGCCGAUUUCCGAGGACAGUUAGCUCCUGUUUUCCAGCGGGUGGCCAUGGCCACUUUUCAGAAAGCAAUUCAGGAGGCAGUGGAGAAGUUCCAGGAUGAAAUGAACUCAUACACGCUCAUCUCUGCUCCAGCCAUUCUGGGCAGCAGUACUGUGCCUGCUGCUGUGCCAGCCACUCCGCCAGGCACGCUGCAGCCACCCAUGGUACUCUUAGACUUCCCGCCCCUGGCCUGCUUUCUUAACAGUAUUCUGGUCGCUUUCAACGAGCUGCGUCUCUGCUGCCCUGUGGCCCUGGCACAGAGUGUGACAAGGACCCUGGAGGAUGCCCUUGCCCAGGUAACCAAAAUAAUCCUGGCUUUUCAUCGCGCAGAAGAGGCCGCCUUCAGUAGUGGGGAGCAAGAGCUCUUCCUCCAGUUCUGCAUGGUCUUCCUGGAAGACCUUGUUCCGUAUUUAAACCGCUGUCUUCAAGUCCUUUUCCCACCAGCUCAGAUAGCGCAGACUUUAGGCAUUCCACCCACUCAGCUUGCCAAGUACGGAAACCUUGGGCAUGUGAACAUUGCUAUUGUCCAGGAGCCUCUUGCCUUCAUCCUGCCUAAGAGAGAGGUGGUCUUCUCUCUAGAUGACCAGGAGGUAAUGCCAGAGUUCAUGGGGCCAGCACCAAAGCUGUCUGCGGAGCAGCCCGGCCUGGAGCCGCCAACGGACCCCGCAGAGCUGCCCCGGGAGCCGCUGCCCCGGGAGCCCGUAGAGCUGCCCCGGGAGCCGCUGCCCCGGGAGUCCGCAGAGCUGCCCCGGGAGCCCGCAGAGCUGCCCCGGGAGCCCUCAGAGCUGCCCCAGGAGCCGACAGGGGCAGAGCUGGGGGAGGGGGAGCCGCGGGCCCCGCGGACCCUUGGGGCGCCGUAGCUGGCGUUGGGCCUACGCGGUGCGGGGCCUCGUCCCGCGCAGGUUGGGUAGCAGCUACCAGCCUCGCCCAGGACAGGUUCGAGGGACAUUGAGAACUUGAUGUCGCGGGUUACUCCUGUACCAGGCCGGAAUGGUAAUAAAGCUAAUUAAUG